This is a messenger RNA of Capsella rubella, 1542 nucleotides long. Its product is annotated as putative F-box/FBD/LRR-repeat protein At5g22670. Bases 1 to 1542 code for a protein of 513 amino acids. Lineage: Eukaryota; Viridiplantae; Streptophyta; Magnoliopsida; Brassicales; Brassicaceae. The record is from RefSeq and is a predicted model, not a curated record. The transcript has 4 exons. Gene Ontology annotation, molecular function: protein binding.
AUGACCAUUAACUUCACCAUCUGCUUUGGAGAGGAGCAGCGCAUGUUUGCACACAUCGAGCAGAUGGGACAUUCUCUUCACUGGCAUAGGAGCAUUUAUGCCAAGAGAGGGAUGCUAUUACCCAAAGGAUAUUACAAUAAUAAAGUGUUGUGGAAGAUGUUUCUUUUUUCAAAAGAGAUACACCAGACUGACCAAAGAAGAUAUCAAACCAUUGGUAGGGAAGAUCGACUAAGCUUACUACCAAAUCCUCUUCUUUCCCGGGUACUCUUGCAUCUACCUACAAAAGAUGUUGUUAAGACAAGUGUUUUGUCUUCUAGAUGGAGAUCAGUUUGGCGUUACGUUCCCGGGUUAGAUCUUGAUGACCGUGAACUCCCGGAUUAUAGUUCCUUUGUCAAUUUUGUCGAUAGGUUUGUUGAGUUCUUGAGGUCUAAUGAUUCACCCAUUGCAAAGCUAAAGCUUACUUCUAAGAGAGUGAAGAGUGAUCCCUCGGCUAUCAAACCAUGGGUGAAAGAAGCACUUGUGCGUAAACUUCAACAUCUUGAGAUUAAUUAUUCGACGCGGUUUAAUAGUCUUGAGCUUCUGCCAAUAAUGCUCUUUGCCUGCCCGACUUUGGUAUGCUUGAGACUUUUUGACGUGGCCUUUAACGAGUUGAACCAUGUUUCCCUACCGCGUCUUAAGACAAUGCAUCUGGAAGAAGUUAAGUUCACCAACCAUGCGGCUAUAGAGACACUUAUCGCUUCUUGUCCAGUUCUUGAGGAUUUGAGCAUAGUUCAAGAUGAUUUGAAGGUCAUACGUGUGGUCUCUCAAACAAUAACUAGUAUCAAUCUGGUUCGAGAUACUAACCAUCAGGAUAAUGAAAAGUGGGAAGUUCUGAUCCAUACCCCUAGACUCAAGUAUUUGAGUCUUAAAGAUAAAAAAUCCUCAAGCUUCAUCAUAUACAAAAUGUCUCCAUCUGCCAAGGUAGAUAUUGCUGUUGAUUUCAAUGUGAAAGGUUUUUUGGAUCCUAAUGACUUGGAAAAGAGAAAUAGCAUUGGUCAUUUCUUCAAAAACAUCUCAUCAAGCGUCCGUGACAUGAUCAUAUGUUGGGAAACUCUUAAGGUUAUUCAUCAAUACCUGAAACUAGAAACCCUACCUCAAUUUCCUAUCAUGUCUCAUUUGCAUGCUAAAAUCUUUGUCGCGGAUUUGGAAAUGUUGCCCAUCCUUCUGCGGAGCUGCCCCAAUCUUAAAACCCUCAUCUUGGAGCUUAAUGUUUCCACUAAUAAGAAAGAGAGAACUCGUUUCUCAUAUGUGCCUUGGUGUUUCUACUCAAGCUUGGAGAGCGUGGAGAUGAAAACACCAAUCAGUGAAAUUGGACUAGAAGUGGAAGUUAUAAAGUACUUCCUCGAGAAUUCAAGAAUCCUCAAGAAGCUUACUUUGAGAUUGGCUGGUCGUACGAUGAAAGAAGAGUCUCUCAUCUUCAUGGAACUCCUGAAUUUCCCAAGACGCUCUAGCGUGUGUGAAGUCCAUGUUGCUGGACUCGAAGAGACAAUGCUCAAACUAUGA